GGAGGGGUGAGGCAGUGAGAGAGAAACCGAAAGCAACUUUAAUCUGACGCCAUUACAAACAGAGGGAAGAGUUCAGACAUCAGCGCUUUGGAUUCACUCGGACUGGAGAUCCUGAUAAAGACAGAGCUGAACUUCUCUACCUGAAGACUCUGAAAGACUCUGAAAGACUCUGAACUCUGAUCUCAGAAUCAGGAAUGAAGUUUCUUUGUGUGGGAAUACUGAUUUUCUCUGGCUUUAUGGAGACCAUGUCAGAAAACUUUAAGGUAGUUGGCCCAGCUGCUCCUCUUGUUGCUGAAGCUGGUGAAGAUCUGGUUUUGCCCUGUUCUCUCCAACCCAACAUCAGUGCUGAGGAUAUGAUGGUUGAGUGGAUCAGAGCAGAUCUGACUGAUACUGUCAAUCUAGUGCAUCUCUAUGAAGAUCAUGCAGACAGAUAUUAUGACCAGAUUAAGUCUUAUAGAGGAAGAACAGCUUUAUUUAAAGAAGAACUGCAGAAGGGCAACACCUCAUUGAAACUCUCAGUGGUGCAGACGUCUGAUGAGGGAGUUUACAAGUGUUUAGUAAAAUCAGCAUCCUGGUAUGAUGACACCACUGUUGAUCUUGUUCAGGUUAAAGUACGUUUACAAGUAGUUGGCCCAGCUGAGCCUCUUGUUGUUGAAGCUGGUGAAGAUCUGGUUCUGCCCUGUUCUCUCAUACCCAGCAUCAGUGCUGAGGCCAUGAUGGUGGAGUGGAUCCGAACAGAUCUGACUGAAAUUGACAGUUUAGUACAUCUCUAUGAAGAUCGUGCAGACAGAUACUAUGAUCAGAUGGUGUCUUACAGAGGAAGAACAGCUCUAUUUAAAGCAGAACUGCAGAAAGGAAACACUUCACUGAAACUCUCAGCAGUGCAACCUUCGGAUGAGGGAGCUUACAAAUGCAUAAUUCGGUACAGGUCCUCAUUUGAUGAUAUACCUCUUUAUGUUGAAGUUAAAGAACAAAGUUUUCACGCCUGGAAGAUUGCUAUCGUCUGCUUUUUUGUUUUUGCUGUUAUAUUAGGUGCCUUAUCAGCUUACAUCUUGAAAGAUGCACGCUCAGAAAAGGAACGCUCUCCUGCACAAUGCUCAGCUGUAGCCUACAUGCGUCUUAAAUCACAAUAUGUGCGUGAAGAGUUGGACCUGAAGAAAUACAACACAUCAGAGGAGGGUUACAGAAGACUCAUCCCAGCUAUGACAAACUGCAGAAAGGCUAAAUUUGCUGGAUGUAACCUCUCUGUACAGUCCAUUAAAACUUUGAGUGCAGCUCUACAAACAGAAAACUCCUCUCUGAAAGAAUUGGACGUCAGCAACAAUAAGCUACAGGAUUCAGGUGUAGAGCUGCUCUCUGCUGGACUGAAGAGUUCACACUGUAAACUGGAGAUACUCAGACUAGCUUUGUGUCGUUUUGGGGGAAAGUCUUGUGAAAAUCUGGGAUCAGUUUUACAAACAGAAACCUCCUCCCUAAAAGAGCUGGACAUCAGUAACAAUGAGCUUCAUGAUUCAGGAGUGGAGCUGCUCUCUGCUGGAAUGAAGAGUUCACACUGCAAACUGGAGAUACUCAGACUAGCUUUGUGUCGUUUUGGGGGAAAGUCUUGUGAAAAUCUGGGAUCAGUUUUACAAACAGAAACCUCCUCCCUAAAAGAGCUGGACAUCAGUAACAAUGAGCUUCAUGAUUCAGGAGUGGAGCUGCUGUCUGCUGGACUGAAGAGUUCACACUGUAAACUGGAGAUACUCAGACUAGCUUUGUGUCGUUUUGGGGGAAAGUCUUGUGAAAAUCUGGGAUCAGUUUUACAAACAGAAACCUCCUCCCUAAAAGAGCUGGACAUCAGUAACAAUGAGCUUCAUGAUUCAGGAGUGGAGCUGCUCUCUGCUGGACUGAAGAGUUCGCACUGUAAACUGGAGACACUCAGAUUAUCAGGAUGUAUGGUCAGAGAGGAAGGCUGUUCUUCUCUGGCUUCAGCUCUGAGUUCAAACCCCUCAUACCUGAAAGAACUAGAUUUGAGCUAUAAUCUCCCAGGAAAGUCAGGAGUGAAACUGCUCUCUGCUAGACAGCAGGAUCCACACUGCUCACUCAAAACACUCAGAGUGGAACAUCAGGGUGAGAUGAGAAUCAGACCAAAGAAAUGUAAGUACAAACACACAACACUAACAAUAUAUGGGGCCAUUUUGGGUAAAAUACACUAAAACACUUGCACACACCGCUGAAAUACUUGGACAUACACACAUGCCUGGAAGUCAUCACACAGUAACAGGAAGAUAUAGUUUUACAAAUCAAGACCAUGCUCAGCAGCACAAAGAAAAGGGUUUCUGGAAAAAAAUAGGGUAAUUCAUCCUGUAUGAAAAUUCAUCAGAACACUGAGCCACCAGGAUUUGUUGGGAAUAUUCUCACAGUUCUAACAACAAAUCCUGGUGGCCCAUGGUUCUGAUGCUGUCUUUGGCCUGCAAACUGUUGUAAAAGGAGAAUUAGAUGCUGAUAUAAUGACUCCAGUGGAGUUGUACAUUCUCUUACUGCAGGCUCUUCUCCACCCUGAACUACAGUUAUGAUGGAAUGAAUGGCUUUGUGUGGUCUUCCAGUUCAGUAAGAGUCUGUCUAGAAGGGCAUCUUGUACGGUUCUA
Messenger RNA from Colossoma macropomum (tambaqui), 2627 nucleotides. RefSeq lists its product as uncharacterized. NCBI's taxonomy places the organism in Eukaryota, Metazoa, Chordata, Actinopteri, Characiformes, Serrasalmidae. The record is from RefSeq and is a predicted model, not a curated record. Gene Ontology annotation, molecular function: protein binding. The transcript is spliced from 13 exons. The coding region runs from base 195 to 2195 and encodes 666 amino acids.